Messenger RNA from Caenorhabditis briggsae, 1191 nucleotides. Gene Ontology annotation, biological process: embryo development. The transcript is spliced from 3 exons. Gene Ontology annotation, molecular function: protein binding. NCBI's taxonomy places the organism in Eukaryota, Metazoa, Nematoda, Chromadorea, Rhabditida, Rhabditidae. The record is from RefSeq and is a predicted model, not a curated record. The coding region runs from base 1 to 1191 and encodes 396 amino acids.
AUGUCUACUUACUUUCAAAUCGUUUGCCAUUUUUAUGUCCGUCAUUCGUGUUUCUCUAUAAUCUAUUUUAAUAUUUUCAGAACGACACUAAAAAUGAUUCUAUCCAAAUAUCCGAGCUUGGUCCAGCAAGAAAUACUCGAGAACUUGAAUAAUAUUGAUCUACUUUUUCUUUCCUUUGCCUCGAAAAAGAUGAAGAAAUUGAUUAAAUCGACCCAAAUGAACAGAUUUAAAAGUAUCAAUUCUAUUGGGUAUUACUGUGAUAGUACGGAUCAAAUAUGGGUGUUAAUGAACAAAUCCUCAGCGAAUGUGUGUUUUAGCUAUAGGGGCAGAGGCAGAUUCAUGAGAAUUGUCGUGCACAGCGAGACUGAAAAUGAUUAUUUUCAGUCGAAUGUAUCUGGAAAGAUUAUUGAUUUUCGAUUUGAAUACGAAUAUUGUUUGGCAUUUUAUCGUCAGCCUGAAAAGGAAUCUGUAAUCAAAUCGAUCCACAAUUAUUUUCUUGACUACUUCGGAAGUUCUGUGGAGUAUCAUUGGAGAGCGGGAGACUUAACAGAAUACUCGAGAAGAAAGGGUCACAAUCCUUUUAUUCCACCACUCCGAAAUGUAUCAUUCUGUGUUAAUACAUCGCUCAAUUGGGACUUUGCUAAUAUGGAACAAGUUGAAACCUUCUUCUCCUCAUCUCCUAUUUUCAAAUCGAUUAGAAUGAACGCCAUCGAAAUAACGGAACCACUCAAUCCAGAGUCCAAGUUCUACCAGGCGGAUUCGAUUGAAAUCCACCAAGACAAAGUUACUGUUCCUGCUGUUUUACGGCAUUUUCAAGGAAGACAGGCUAUCAUCAAUUGCAACGAAUACAAAACUUCAGAUUUAAUCGAGUUUUUGAUUAGAUGGAAAUCCGGAGAAGCAUUUCAGAAGCUGGAAUAUUUGAAAAUUGAAAUGGGUAGAACCCCCCGAGUCCGAUUUUUGAAUGCAAUUCGAUUAAAAUAUAUAGAUGAAACAAAACAACCACCAACCCACAGUUUACCAAAAAUAUAUGAUUGGUAUGGUCGAAUCAAACAUACGGAAUCAAUCACCAGCCACAAAUAUGUCGUUAGAGCAACUGAUAAUCGUGUAGCAUCUAUUAAGGUUCGGAGGGAGAUACUCUGGUUUGGAGUAUGGGACAAAACAGAGGAAGAGUUUUUGAGAAUUAUGGAUUAA